GCAAUCGAUGGCACCCAUGUACCUGCAUGGGUCUCAGCGUCAGAUCAAGCAAGAUUUCGCAAUAGAAAAGGAGUCAUUUCUCAAAAUGUCAUGGCUGUAGUUGGAUUCGACACUCGAUUCCACUACGUCUUGGCGGGAUGGGAAGGAAGUGCAACAGACUCAAGAGUAUUAUACAAUGCACUUGAUCAUCCAACUGACCCAUUUGUUGUGCCAGAAGGAAAAUAUUAUCUUGCUGAUGGGGGUUAUCCAAACAUUGUCGGUUUGCUAACACCUUAUCGAGGGCAUCGAUAUCAUAUGUCUGAAUUUAGUGCACCAGGGGCACGCACACCUAGAACUCAAGAGGAAUUAUUCAACCAUAGGCAUUCAUCACUACGAAAUGUAGUAGAAAGAACUUUCGGCAUGUUGAAAGGACGUUUUCCAAUACUAAAAAUGCAAGUGCACUAUCCAUUGAAAAAACAAGUUCAAAUUGUUCUUGCUACGUGUGUACUGCACAACUUCAUAAUUGAACACAAUCCGAAUGCCGAACAAUUUGUUGAUGAAGAAACUCAGUCGAAUGAUAAUGUUUUCUUAAGCGAACCAGAAAUCGCAAGACAAACACAUCAACGAGGAAGCAACAAUCUUCUGAGAACAGCUAUAACAGGUCAAAUGUUUACAGAUUAUCAGUUGAAUAGUAAGUUCAUUUAUCAGUUAUAACGAAGUUCAUUUAUCAGUUAUUUGUUGAUGUAUAACAAGUUAAAUGUUUAAUGUAUGUUUGACAUCUACUUUGUUUUUAAAUAGGACAACGAAGAUGAAGCAUCAACAUAUAUAUUACAACGAAGAUGAAGCAUCUAUUUUGUUUUGUGAUGAAGCAUCUAUUUUGUAAAGUG
Messenger RNA from Nymphaea colorata (pocket water lily), 866 nucleotides. Its product is annotated as protein ALP1-like. The coding region runs from base 91 to 693 and encodes 200 amino acids. NCBI's taxonomy places the organism in Eukaryota, Viridiplantae, Streptophyta, Magnoliopsida, Nymphaeales, Nymphaeaceae. The transcript is spliced from 2 exons. The record is from RefSeq and is a predicted model, not a curated record.